This is a messenger RNA of Gavialis gangeticus (Gharial), 2973 nucleotides long. RefSeq names its product leucine rich repeats and death domain containing 1 (gene LRRD1). Lineage: Eukaryota; Metazoa; Chordata; Crocodylia; Gavialidae. Gene Ontology annotation, molecular function: protein binding. The transcript has 5 exons. The record is from RefSeq and is a predicted model, not a curated record. The coding region runs from base 28 to 2967 and encodes 979 amino acids.
UGAAAAAGCAUAACAAAAAACUCUGCAAUGGCUGAAAAUUUGCCAAUAAGUACAUCUCCUGAAAAAGAGAAAGAUGAAAUCAGAGCAGAUCUACAUAUUGAAGAGUUGAACCUCUUUCAGGAAGAGAUUCCCAAGAUUGAUACUAGGAAACAUUUAUUACAAUCAAUAGGUGAUCCUGAAGUGGCUAGAAAAUCAUCAGUAAUGUUUUUUGAAAACAAACUUGACCUCAAAGCAGAUCUACAUACCAAAAAAGUGAAUGAAAAUCUGUUUGAAGUUACUGGAACAGAUGCCAAUAAUGAUAUAGUAAAAUCACUUCAAACUGUUAACAGGAUGGGAAAAUUAUCAGAAAAUGUGUCACCUGAAAAAGAGGGGACGGACAACGUAGCACAGUGUAACAAUGAUGGUAUAAAGGAACCUCCCCAAAAUGUUUCUGAAAAACAUAUCAAGAGAAACAUAUUAAAACCAGCUGAAAUUUUUCAGAAAGCUGAAGAAUCCUUACCUGCUGCUAUUCCUGAAAUAAAGAGUGAUGAAUUCCCAGCUGACCUAAAUGCUGAAGGACCAAUGGGAGUGCCUCAGAAAGUGUCUGAAAGAAAUAUGGAAAAACAAACAUGGUCACCAGAAAACCUGGAAAUUUCUCAAAAGUUAGAAACAAUCAUGUUAGCUGAUAUCCCAGCUGAUGUGAACCUUGAAGGACUAAACCAAAUCCCUACAGACACUGCUAAAGCAGAUGCCAAAAUAGGCAUGUUGCAAUUAGUACAGAAUUUUAAAAUGACUGAAAGGAUACCAAAGCACAUUUUGUCUGACAUAAAAUAUGAGCAUUUCACAGUUAAACUAAAUGAUAAAAGACUAAGGGAAAUCCCUCAAAUAGUAUUUAAAAUCCAAACUUUAAAAUAUUUACACUUAAACAACAAUGAAUUGAAAACUUUACCUGAAAAUCUAGGUAGUCUAAGAAACCUGGAAGUCUUAUCAAUUGAAGAAAAUGGGUUGAUGUCAUUGCCAUCUGAAAUUUCUCUACUGUAUAAACUGAGAGUUUUGAAUAUCAGCCACAACCAACUGUCACAUCUCCCUAAAGAGUUGUCAAAGCUUGUAAGUAUUAAACAACUCUUUGUCAGUCACAAUAACAUUGAGGAAUUCCCUAGGGCAUUGGAAGGCCUUGAAACCCUGGAAAAUUUAAAACUUGAUGGAAAUAAUCUAAUGACUCUUCCAGAAACGAUGGUUAGCAUGAAAAAUUUGAGAAAGCUCAGCAUUGAUUCCAAUCAGAUCUUAAUAUUCCCUAAAGUCCUCUGUUACCUUCCAAAUCUGAUCACACUCAACAUAUCUGGGAAUCUAAUUCAGAGUUUACCAAAGGAUGUUAAACAGCUCACGAGACUACAGGAACUUUCAAUGAAUCAUAACAAACUUACCUUUUUGCCUGUGCAGCUCUUUCAACUGACAAAACUAGAAAAGCUCAGGUUAGACGGUAACAAAUUGGAAGUACUUUCUGAUAAGGUUGAGAACUUGCAAGAACUUAGUGUUCUUAGCCUCGCCAACAAUUUAUUCAAGAACAUUACAGAGAACCUUUGUAAUUGUACCCUGCUGAGACAUCUUUUUCUUCAUGGUAAUCAGUUAACACAACUUCCUAAUAAUAUGCAUAGACUAAAAUAUUUAAAGAAACUUUGUGCCAGUAGAAAUAAAAUGAACACCUUGGAUGACCAACUGUCGCAUAUUAAAGAACUCUCUAUUUUAGAGUUUUCAGGAAAUGCAUUAACACACAUUCCUGUUGAAAUGAAGAAUUGUACACAAAUAACUAAGGUUGACCUGAGCAAUAAUAAACUUUCUCAGUUUCCAGCUGUAUUGUGUGCACUGGUUACUCUUAAACAUUUAAACCUCAGUGAAAACUGUAUUUCAGAAGUAAUUCCUGAAAUUUCUUUUAUUAAACUUUUGGAGCAUCUAGAUUUGAGUAGGAACAAACUGUCCUCAUUUUCUGCACACUUGUGCAGUUUUACAAAACUUACUUACUUAAAUUUAAGCCAAAAUGAAGUGAAUAACAUUCCAGCAAACGUCUCUAAUGUGCAGUCUCUCCAGGUUCUACUUUUAGACCAUAAUAAAUUUGUCUCAUUUCCCAAAGAACUGUGUGCUUUAAAGUGUCUACAGACACUUGAUCUUUCAGAUAAUGAAAUACAGAGCAUUCCUUCAGAAACUGGUUAUCUGCAAGUGAUCAGAAAUUUAAAUUUGUCAAACAAUCAUUUUGUAUCUUUUCCAUCUGAAAUAUGUAAUCUUUCAUCGCUGAAGAAACUGGAGUUUUCCCAAAAAAAUGGUCUGAAGUUAACUAAACUUCCAGAGGAGCUGUCUAAACUAAUUUGCCUCCAAGAGCUUGAUAUCUCUCAUAAUGCACUAAAGGAAAUUCCAGAAGGCAUAGGGGAAUUGAAAUACUUGGUCAGUUUAACUGCAAAUAAUAAUUGUAUUAAUCAGCUUCCUAAAUCUAUUAUUUCACUGAGUAGUCUACAGCACCUUAAUCUGAGUGGGAAUCAGCUGGUAACUUUGCCUGAUGGUCUCCAUCAUCUUCAUUUGCUGACAGAUAUAAAUUUUGAUGGGAAUUCUCUUAUCAGACCACCACAGGAAGUCUGUAAAGGAAAACAACUACAUACCAUUGGACGCUAUCUGGAAAGUGCUGAUGAAAGAGAUGAUAAAAUCCUGCAUAAGAUAUUAAAAAUAAUUGCUGGAAAUGUUCCCCUUGAACAUUUUGAAUUUUUUUGCCAGAAACUGCAACUUACUAAUGCUGAAAUUAAGGAUCUGGAAAACAACAGGGCUCUUGAAUUGGAAAGAAAGAUCUCUUGUGCACUGGGAAUUUGGAAAAGUGAAAACCAAAUACUGACUCCUGCUGAAAUGACGGAUCAGUUGAUUAGAAUCUUAACAAUGACUGGCUUGCAUUACCUGACCAACAAAGUGAAAGCUUUAAAACUUUAUACACAAGCAGUAAAAUUCUAAAUACUU